AUGUAUCCUGCCUUCUUCUUCUCGGCCAUCGUCGCCUCGUUCAUUGUCACUGUCGCGGGAUUCCUCGUGAAUCUGUUCAUCACAGCUGUCGGUUACAGGACCUGGCUGGCCAGGCGCAGCCUCUCGCCCUCCGAUCAGAUCCUCCUCAGCCUGGCCUCCGCGCGGCUGCUCAUGCUGGGCCUGUUCCUGCUCAACAUGACCUGCUUCCUGAUGGCCCCGGGCACCGAGAGGUCAGUCUCCGUGUCCACCUUCUUCCUGUUGUCCUGGAUGUUCUUGGACUCUAGCACCCUGUGGCUUGUAACCUUGCUCAACACCUUGUACUGUGUGAAGAUCACCAACUUCCAGCACCCGGUGUUCCUCCUGCUGAAGCAGCAUCUGUCCCUCAGGACCCCCCGGCUGCUGCUGGCCUGCGUGCUGACCCCCGCCCUCACCACCCUCCUCUUCUUCGUGCUCAGCCAGGUCUCGCCCCUCCCUGAGCUCGGGACCAAGAAGAACAGCACGGUGUUUGACAUCAACGAGGAUGUCUUGUCUCUCGUGGCCUCCUUGCUCCUCAACGCGCUGCCCCAGUUCGUCCUCAACGUGACCUCGGCGUCCUUGCUGAUAAACUCUUUGCAGAGGCACAUUCGGAAGAUGCGCAGGAACGCCACUGGCGUGUGGAGCCCGCAGACGGCAGCCCACGUGGGGGCCGUGAAGCUCAUGAGCUACUUCCUCGUCCUCUACAUUCCGCACUCCGUGGCCAGCCUCGUCCACUACCUGCCUUCUUCCGUCGGCCUGGCCCCCAGGACCGUGUGCGUGAUUAUCUCCUCUCUCUACUCCCCAGGACAUUCCAUCCUUCUUAUUUUAACACACCCCAAACUGAAAACAAAAGCGAAGCAGGUUCUGUGUUUCCACCAGUAG
Molecule: messenger RNA, 897 nt
Organism: Elephantulus edwardii (Cape elephant shrew)
Lineage: Eukaryota; Metazoa; Chordata; Mammalia; Macroscelidea; Macroscelididae
Gene: TAS2R4
Product: taste receptor type 2 member 4-like
Exons: 1
Coding region: 1-897 (298 amino acids)
Biological process (GO): detection of chemical stimulus involved in sensory perception of bitter taste; sensory perception of taste; G protein-coupled receptor signaling pathway
Cellular component (GO): membrane
Molecular function (GO): G protein-coupled receptor activity; bitter taste receptor activity
Source: RefSeq, a predicted model, not a curated record